AUGUAUGAUAACUCGGCGGCUCAAGAAGCCUGCGCCAUGAACGGCUCAACGGCUAGAGCCUUGCCCACACCUCUUGAGUGGAUCCACGGUCAAUAUGGAUCGGCGGCAGACUCGCUGCCAAAACCAGCGAAUUGGGUUCCAAUCAUGGAGUCUCCAAUGUACACGCCUCGCAAAAUGCGUGUCAUCACCAUCGGUGCAGGCUUCUCGGGCCUAAUGGUUGCUCACAAGAUACAACAUGACUACAAGAUGGAAACAUAUUGCGACCAUGUCAUCUACGAGAAGAAUCCUGAAGCUGGCGGGACUUGGUUCGAGAAUCAAUACCCAGGAGUUGCGUGCGAUGUUCCAGCGCACAUAUACACAUUUACAUGGGCGCCAAACCCAAAAUGGUCUUCCUAUUACGUGAAAGGCCCCGAGAUCCGUUCCUAUAUCCAAAAUGUGGCCAAAGAGUACGACCUCGAGAAAAAUGUUGUGUUCAAUGCCAAGGUAUUGAGUGCAACUUGGACCGAGGACGAGGGAAAGUGGGUUGUUGAGGUUGACAUGGGUGACCAUAUCAAACGUGACAAUGCAGAUGUGGUAAUUAACGCCAGUGGCGUCCUGAAUGACUGGCAUUGGCCAGAUAUUCCUGGCUUGGAGAAAUUCAAGGGCCACCUGUGCCACUCAGCAGCUUGGGACCAGAACUACGAUUACACAGGUAAGACGGUCGCUGUCAUUGGCAAUGGGUCUUCUGCGAUCCAGAUUGUUCCAUCCUUGCAACCGAUUGUGAAGCACAUGACAACCUUCAUCCGCUCUGCCACGUGGAUUAGCCCCAACUUCGCUGCUGAGCACACUAGGGACGGGGGUAAUUUUCAGUACUCGGAAGAAGAAUUGAAAGAAUUUGAAGACCCGGACAAACUGCUUGCUUAUCGCAAAAAGAUUGAGCACGGCUUCAACAAGCUCUAUCGAGGCCUGCAGUACGGAACACCUGAGCACGAGUUCUUUCAGGCCCAAUCUCGACAAAUCAUGGUCAGCCGAAUGGAGGGUAACAAAGAUAUGCAAGAAAAGUUAAUCCCUACAUGGGCAUUCGGCUGUCGUCGCCUCAGCCCCGGGGACGGGUAUCUCGAGGCACUACAGAAGCCGAACGUGAAUGCCAUCUUCAACUCAGCAACGGCAAUAACCGCUGAUGGGGUGGUUGACUCCGACGGUGCCGAACAUAAAGUGGACGCCAUCAUUUGUGCCACCGGUUUCGACACCUCAUGGGCCAAAAAGUGGCCGGUCAAAGGUCGAAAUGGAGCACUGCUGAAAGAGCAAUGGAGCGAAGACCCUCAGUCAUACUUGAGUGUCUGUGCCAAAAACUUUCCCAAUCUCUUUUUCAUCUUGGGACCUAAUGCCCCGGUUGGAAAUGGCAGUCUCAUUCCAUCCAUGGAGUGGGCUGGGAUGUAUGCCGUCAAUUGGAUCCGCAAAAUCGCUCGUGAACAAAUCCACAGUAUCGAACCAAAGCAAGGAUCCGUCGACGACUUCAAUGUCUAUACACAAGAGUAUCUCAAACGGACCGUCUACACCAGUCCAUGCCGCUCCUGGUACAAGAAUAACAAGGUUGACGGCCCUGUCACAGCUAUGUGGGCUGGGUCUCCCAUGCAUUUCAAGGACAUGAUGAGCACCCAGCGAGGUGAAGAUUUUGACAUCAAAUAUUGCUCACCGAAUCGUUUUAGGUUCAUGGGUAAUGGUACCACCCAGAGGGAUAAGAAGGAUAUGGAUUUGAGCUACUACCUGAGAAAAGAUGGAUGGAAGCAGGACUUGAAGGAUACCGAGGAGCUACUAGUCUAA
Messenger RNA from Cladophialophora psammophila CBS 110553, 1803 nucleotides. RefSeq lists its product as uncharacterized. The record is from RefSeq and is a predicted model, not a curated record. Gene Ontology annotation, molecular function: flavin adenine dinucleotide binding; NADP binding; N,N-dimethylaniline monooxygenase activity. The transcript is spliced from 5 exons. The coding region runs from base 1 to 1803 and encodes 600 amino acids. NCBI's taxonomy places the organism in Eukaryota, Fungi, Ascomycota, Eurotiomycetes, Chaetothyriales, Herpotrichiellaceae.